Molecule: messenger RNA, 3615 nt
Organism: Carassius carassius (crucian carp)
Lineage: Eukaryota; Metazoa; Chordata; Actinopteri; Cypriniformes; Cyprinidae
Product: fibroblast growth factor 11-like
Exons: 5
Coding region: 1482-2225 (247 amino acids)
Biological process (GO): fibroblast growth factor receptor signaling pathway; animal organ morphogenesis; positive regulation of gene expression
Cellular component (GO): cytoplasm
Molecular function (GO): fibroblast growth factor receptor binding; growth factor activity
Source: RefSeq, a predicted model, not a curated record
GAGAACGAGGGAGUAAAGCAAAGCAUGUUGCCAGUGUUGGCUCCGUAACUCACUGUGAGCGGGGACAGGAGGGAGAGCAAAAAAAAAAGACGGAGAGUCACACAUUCACACACUCUCUCAAUCACUCUCAUCCACACACACACACACAUAAACUCCCACAUUCUCGCACAGAUUCAGAGGUGCCUUGCUGAAGAGACCUUGAUACACACGUCUGCAGGGGUAAGAAUACUUUAAGCAGUAAAAACUGGGCUAAAACUGGAGACAGGAGCACUGGGACAGACCCGACAGCUCCUGAGGACCUUCUUCAAACGGGACCUUUACAGCAUGUGAAGCCGGCCAAACCGAUAUGUGCACCAUCCAUCCUUAACAUUCCUUCAUUUCAUCCCUCCAUCCGUGCCUCCCUCCCUCCCACCUCUCCUCUCUAGUGGUGUGAAGGACACAGAGCUAGGAGUUCAUCAGUGCUCUGCCUGGUUGCCUUACGGGAGUCUGGGGGAGGCUUGGUGCUCCCCUCCGCUCUCCUGCGCUCUCACUCGUUCAUGAAUGUCACCUCUAUCUGCGGAAGCCCUUGGAAUUUACUAAGAGUCUUUCGGGAGCUUGGGGAGAGAGAGCAAAGAGGGAUGUCAGAAGGGAGAGAACUUCCGAUUCCUUUCAUCCUUAUCCAUCUGAUCAACCACAGACAUGAAGUCCAGGGUUGACGACACCAGUUCUUGACUUUUACUCAGUAUGUCUGUCUUUAUUUUUUAUUUUUUUGCAGUCAUAGUGUCAUGGAUGCGAUACUUCGGAAUCAGGUAAUGGAGUUUCUCUAAGAUUGUCUCAGGAAAUUGUUCCUUUUCCCAGUAGGAUCUGUAUUUUAGUUCAUUUCAUGCAUCCCGUUAUAGGAGGAUCUCACUGAUAUGUGGAGCCGUACAGAUAAAGCGAUAGGACAAUUUAUGCCUUUUUUCUGAACUCGCAGAAUGAUUUCUGAUCUGGGUGAUUUCUGACGAUCGAUCCCACACUAAACCGUGGAAGGGAAGAGAGAGACCAGGGCUUCAGGGAUAGAGUCGGAUAGAGGGUAUGGUGGUGCUGUGAUGCUCACUUAUCUUCCAGAAUUCCAGUACGUUUCCAUGGAUCAUCAGCUGCCACUUUUCCGGUCCGUAUGCUGUGCAACGAGACCUGAAAUACGACAAACAAUCCCAAUAACGACAGUUGCUAUUCAUCCGAAUCACAACACCAGGAAUUCUGCAUUCCAGGGACUGUUUUGAUAGGCAAAGAAACAAAUAAAGUUUAUUGUUUUGCCCCACCCCCUUACCCCUCUUAAACCAAGCCCCUUUUUGUUCCAUACCAAGUUGUGACGCAUUCUCCCCUUGGUUAUUGUGGGAGACCCCGCUGUUCUCCAAACAUCUGCUGUCUCCUGCUCCUGUCCUCCGUGGCCCUGGGUGAUCGGACGGGUGGGCGGCCCACUGACGCCCUCUGCGCCCUACGGGUGAGCGGGGCACAGCAAAAUGGCUGCCCUUGCCAGCUCACUGAUCCGGCAGCGCAGGGAAGUCAAGGACCCCCAUGCCAACCGACAGAUCUCCACCAAACGCAAGCCUUGCCCCAAGAGCAACAAGUCGCUCUGCCAGAAACAGAUCCUCAUCCUCAUCUCCAAAGUCCGGCUUUGUGGCAGUCGAGGAAGAAAACUAGAAAAAAGACCCGAGCCUCAGCUGAAAGGUAUCGUCACACGUCUGUAUUGCCGGCAUGGCUUCUACCUGCAAAUGUUACCCGAUGGCACCUUGGACGGCACAAAGGACGAAAACAGCUCCUUCUUGCUGUUCAACUUGAUUCCUGUGGGUCUGAGGAUAGUGGCCAUCCAGAGCACCAAGACGGGACUCUACAUAGGCAUGAACAGCGAGGGCUACCUCUACACAUCAGAACAUUUCACGCCGGAAUGCAAGUUUAAGGAGUGUGUGUUUGAGAACUACUAUGUCACAUACUCCUCGAUCUUGUACCGUCAAACGCAGUCGGGUCGGGCCUGGUACAUUGGCAUUAACCGGGACGGACAGGUCAUGAAAGGAAAUCGGGUCAAAAAGACUAAAGGAGCGGCCCACUUCCUGCCCAAGCUCAUAGAGGUUGCCAUGUACAGGGAACCAUCGCUACAUGAUGUUGCUGAGCAAAGCCCACCUAGGAAAACGGCCAAAACAUCUGACUCCCCCAUCCAUAAAAACAGCAAGAAAGACCACGUGCUUCCAGCCCCCACAGCCUCCUAGCGGCAGUAGAAGAAACUCUUCGCAGUGGCACAGGAGGUCUGGUACAAACAAUGUUUGUAGUCCCUCCACUGACCCUCAGAGCUUUGACAUUUCCAACAACAAACCAGGGCUCAAGAGACCCUUGCCAACAGUUCUAAUGACCACCGCACUUCCUUUCGGUCUCUCCUGCUCCUUAAUCAAGGGAAUACCGAGCAAUAAUAACCGCAGCGGUCUGGGCUCAGAAUGUGACGGCGUCGCUUUUGCGAGAACACAAACUCCUGAAAGAAAGGAUCUUUGUCUUCCUCUGCUUUUUUAGUAUUUCAAGAAGAAACACUUCCUCUUGUGAAGCGAAUCGUGCUUGUCUUUUAAACCCUCUGUUUCCUUUGUUCAAGCAUUCAUAGUUUCCCCGAAAUUCCCCGAAUUUUUUUUUUACAGAGAUCCCCCGUCGUCUCUAAGCCUUGUUUGUAAUCUCCUGUCCCUUCUCUACCUCUUCUGCGCUUUGAUUAGUUUGAGACACAGAGGCCAUUUUCCACUUCACAACACAGGAAAAGCCCCACACACACUCUCUCGUGGACCAGUUAGGGUGCCACACACACACACACACACACACACCAAAUAACAAAACAAAUAAAACUUCCCCUCCUCUUAAGAUGUUUAGCGUAAUUCGACCUUAGGCAGUGCAAACCUUUUUUUUGCUCAUUGGCUCCUGUGCUGAUGAGUCUGUGGAGGCUGGACGUGUGUGUGUGUGUGUGUGUGUGUGUGUGUGUGUGUGUGUGUGUGCACGUGUGGUGAACAGUAAUACAAUACAAUUUGUAAGGUGACUCAUAACAGAGGCAGUAGGGCGGCAUUAUUGUUUCUUUUUGUUAUGAUAAGCCGUUGUUUUUCUCAUUGCGAUAUGCCCAGAGAGCAAUAUCGGUACAGCUGCACUCUUUCUCCUCUCUUUUUAGCAUGUGUGUUUCCUUAGAGCAGGGUUUCUCAAAGUAGAUAUGCUGACUACUAAGGCUGCAAGUUUCCCAAAGUUCAUGUCCCUACAUUCAGUUAUAUUCUAUUACAUUUGCCUGAGAGCAGAGACACUUCACCCAGCCAAAUGAAACAACACAAGUGCUGAAAAGGUCCAAUUCUGCUUUAUUUUCUUCUGAUAAAAUGGGGGAAUUGGACCCGGAGGAGCUCAGAGGGAAUCAUUUUGGGAAACCUUUCACAGAGAGUCCAAACAGACCUGUAACCUCUCACCUCCGGAGGUUUUGAGAAAUGAAAAUGUGUUCUGAGUGCUAUGAGGAACCUGAUUGCAUUUCCGCCUUUGCAGUAAUAUUUCUAAUAAUGUUUUCAUGCAUAUCACCUACAUUAUAGAAAUAUGAUUUAGUAAUGCACUACCAAUCAAAAGUUUGGGGUUGGUAAUAUUUAUUUUAUUUAU